Molecule: messenger RNA, 2578 nt
Organism: Orycteropus afer afer
Lineage: Eukaryota; Metazoa; Chordata; Mammalia; Tubulidentata; Orycteropodidae
Source: RefSeq, a predicted model, not a curated record
AGCCAGUAUGUCCAGCAGAAACAACAACAAGCUACCCAGCAACCUCCCUCAGUUACAGAAUCUGAUCAAGCGGGACCCGCCGGCCUACAUCGAAGAGUUUCUACAGCAAUAUAAUCACUACAAAUCCAAUGUGGAGAUUUUCAAAUUACAACCAAAUAAACCCAGCAAAGAACUGGCAGAGCUGGUGAUGUUUAUGGCACAGAACACCUUAAUUGUGUGCAUCCGAAUAACUUAGAAAGGGAGACACUUCAAAAGAGCCUUUGUUUUGUUACAGAUUAGUCACUGCUACCCAGAAUAUCUAAGUAGCUUUCCUCAGGAACUGAAAGAUCUGCUGUCUUAUAAUCACACUCUCUUGGAUCCUGAUCUACGAAUGACAUUUUGCAAAGCUUUGAUAUUACUGAGAAAUAAGAAUCUCAUCAAUCCAUCAAGUUUGCUGGAGCUCUUCUUUGAACUUCUGCGUUGCCAUGAUAAGCUUCUACGAAAGACUCUAUAUACUCAUAUUGUGACUGAUAUCAAGAACAUAAAUGCAAAACACAAGAACAAUAAAGUUAAUGUAGUCUUGCAAAAUUUCAUGUACACCAUGUUAAGAGACAGCAAUGCAACUGCAGCCAAGAUGUCUUUGGAUGUGAUGAUUGAACUCUACAGAAGAAACAUCUGGAAUGAUGCCAAAACUGUCAAUGUUAUCACAACUGCAUGCUUUUCUAAGAUCACCAAGAUAUUAGUCGCUGCUUUGACAUUCUUCCUAGGAAAAGAUGAAGAAGAGAAACAGGACAGUGAGUCAGAAUCUGAGGAUGAAGGACCAACAGCAAGAGACCUUCUAGUACAGUAUGCCACAGGGAAGAAAAGCUCCAAACACAAGAAAAAAUUGGAAAAGGCUAUGAAAGUUCUCAAGAAACAAAAGAAGAAGAAAAAACCAGAAGUGUUUAACUUUUCAGCUAUUCACUUGAUUCAUGAUCCCCAAGAUUUUGCAGAAAAACUACUAAAACAACUAGAGAGCUCUAAGGAGAGAUUUGAAGUGAAGAUGAUGCUCAUGAACCUUAUCUCCAGAUUGGUGGGAAUUCAUGAGCUUUUCCUCUUUAACUUCUACCCCUUUAUUCAAAGGUUUCUACAGCCCCACCAAAGAGAAGUAACAAAGAUCCUUCUGUUUGCCGCACAAGCAUCUCAUCACCUGGUUCCCCCAGAGAUCAUUCAGUCAUUGCUAAUGACUGUGGCCAACAAUUUUGUUACUGACAAGAACUCUGGUGAAGUUAUGACAGUAGGAAUCAAUGCUAUAAAAGAGAUAACAGCUCGAUGUCCUUUAGCCAUGACUGAAGAACUUCUCCAAGACCUGGCCCAGUAUAAAACACACAAAGAUAAGAAUGUGAUGAUGUCUGCUAGAACUUUGAUUCAGCUGUUCCGAACACUGAAUCCUCAGAUGUUGCACAAGAAAUUCCGGGGUAAGCCUACAGAGGCCUCAAUAGAAACAAGAGUGCAAGAAUAUGGAGAAUUAGAUGCUAAAGAUUACAUUCCAGGAGCAGAAGUUCUGGAAGUUGAGAAAGAGGAAGAGAAUGCUGAAAAUGAUGAAGAUGGAUGGGAAAGUGCCAGUCUCAGUGAAGAUGAAGAUGAUGAUGGUGAAUGGGUUGACGUGCACCACUCUUCUGAUGAAGAACAGCAAGAAAUUUCCAAGAAGCUGAACAGCAUGCCCAUGGAGGAGCGGAAAGCCAAAGCUGCAGCCAUUAGCACUAGUCGGGUUUUAACUCAGGAAGACUUCCAGAAAAUCCGCAUGGCCCAAUUGAGAAAAGAACUCAGUGCUGCCCCCGGGAAAGCAGAAAAGAGGAAAUGUAUUGAAAUAGACAGUGAUGAGGAGCCCAGGGGCGAAUUACUUUCACUUCGAGACAUUGAACGCCUUCAUAAAAAACCAAAGUCUGACAAGGAGACAAGAUUAGCAACUGCAAUGGCUGGAAAGACAGAUAGAAAAGAAUUUGUGAGGAAGAAAACCAAAAUGAAUCCAUUUUCAAGUUCCACAAAUAAAGAGAAGAAAAAACAGAAGAAUUUUAUGAUGAUGCGGUAUAGCCAGAAUGUCCGGUCAAAAAAUAAGCGUUCCUUCAGAGAAAAGCAGAUAAACUAUGAAGAGUUAAAAAAUUCUAAUGAAAUGGAGAAGCGGAAUGGAGCUGCAUUUUCUCCUGGUCCCUUUCUACAACAGGUCUUCCUGGUAUCUUCUCGAAAUCCCACCAAUCAUUUGAAUAAUUUCAAACCCCUCCAGGCUGCGGUUUACACCCACUCGGCCCACGGGGUUGAGGUGGAGGUGAGGACGGGGAAUGUGGGAGCAGGUGGCGCGCAUCAUUUGCCCUCGCGUUGUGCGAGCGUUCAAGCGGACAAAGAACUAGGUGGCAGAGACCAAAGCGCCGGAGCAGGAAGCCAGCCAGGGUUGGAAGAUGGAAUGAAGUGGGAGGUACCGCCGUGGGCUCCACCCCCAGCCCUCCCGGCACCGCCCCAUCUCCUCCUCCGCCUCCUCCACCUCCUCCUCCUCCACCUCCUCCGCUUUGCCAGAGUGCGGGCCGCUGUCUCUGCGGCCAAAGUUGUGGCAGCCGAGUUGUAG